This is a messenger RNA of Ectocarpus sp. CCAP 1310/34, 1527 nucleotides long. Lineage: Eukaryota; Phaeophyceae; Ectocarpales; Ectocarpaceae. The record is from the annotation of a GenBank genome assembly.
CAGCACAGCAGAGCUGCAGCAGUUGACAAGGUCGUCUCGCUCUUUGGCGAAGCGUAACAACACACACAAUCCGUGGCUCCGUUGCAUAACAGCUGGAGCACCCGGGCGUCACGCUUUUUAUUCGAGUCCUAGACAUUGGGCUGUGUGCUGGACGAACUGCUGCUGCUGCUGUGGGGGUACGUCGUCUUUUCUUCACUCGUGCCGCACCGGGACGCACACCAUCUUCACGUGGGGAGAGCAGUAGCUAGCGCACCAUGGCCGAGCCUGGAGCACCAAAGACUUCGGUGGAGUUCAAGGUGGUGGUGCUGGGAGACAAAGGGGUGGGCAAGACGUGCCUCGUGCUGAGGUUCAUCGAAGGCUACUUCGCACCCAAGCAGCAGAGCACGAUCGGCGCCUUCUUCCUGACCAAGCAGAUCACGGCAACCGACGGUACAAUUUGCAAGAUGCAGAUCUGGGAUACGGCGGGGCAAGAGCGGUUCCGCGCGAUGGCCCCCCUGUACUACCGUAACGCGGCGGUGGCGGUGGUAUGUUUUGACAUUAUGGACGAGGAGUCCUUCCAGAAGAUGAAGGACUGGGUGGAGGAGCUGCGAACGAACGUUCCAGAAGGAAAGCUUGUCCUUGCCAUCGCAUGCACAAAGACGGACAUGGAGAGCAAACGAGUAGUCUCGCGAGCUAGAGCGGAACACUUCGCGACGGAAGUGGGGGGAAUUAUUUGCGAAACGAGUGCGAAGGAGAACUGGGGCGUCAACGAGCUUUUCGCGAGGGUUUGCGAUCGAGCGAUGGAAACGAGGGGUCCUGAACUCCGAGGCCAGGCUUCAGGGGGGGCAGCGGGGACGGGGGGGCGGAAGAGCAACUUCGGUCUCUCUCCCGCCGCACAUGCCGCAGGUUUUGGAGGAGAUACCGGGGCGGAAAGCGGGGGCGGCUGUUGUGGCUGAGCCUUUUGUUGCUUUUUGAAACAAGUUUCCCACCUUUCGGCCUCGAAAUUUUGUCACGAUCGAAGGUUUUUUACUGCGUAUUCUUGUCUCAAGUAUUUUGUGAAAUAGGAAAAGGGACCUUAACGGGCAUAAGUUGUGUUGGUCGGGCUGGCGGGUCGAGCGACAGGUAUCUAGUUGCCAGCGAGAGCAAGAGAAAGAGAGGCAGUUCUAGAACUUUGAGCACGACUGGCUUGGUUGGGGAAAAUGGAUGGAUCGGCCAAAUAGUUUGGCCGAGCUACAUAAAAGCCUGCGUGUCUUCUUUAGGGCGCUGCCAGGCAUACCGCAAGACACGUUCAUUCUCCCGCGUGUAAACGCCCCGGUGUAAACGUCCGAGUGUGCGUGUGUGUUGCGCGUGCAUGCAUCGUUUUCGGGUGCUCAUCGAGCAGCUCACGACCUGGAGCAAAAUAGGUCAUUUUUGUUUUCCCACGCCACUGUUAUUACACCCGUAUCCCUUCGCGUCGCGUUGUCUUUCCUAGCUUUCCGAAAGAGGAUGCUUGGGGCGGCCGUCUUCUCCAUCCUCCUUGCACAGAUCUGAGACCUGGCUUGAGCUCGU